Messenger RNA from Gastrolobium bilobum, 2353 nucleotides. RefSeq names its product pentatricopeptide repeat-containing protein At1g20230-like. The record is from RefSeq and is a predicted model, not a curated record. Gene Ontology annotation, biological process: RNA modification. Gene Ontology annotation, molecular function: RNA binding; zinc ion binding; protein binding. Lineage: Eukaryota; Viridiplantae; Streptophyta; Magnoliopsida; Fabales; Fabaceae. The transcript is spliced from 2 exons. The coding region runs from base 1 to 2109 and encodes 702 amino acids.
AUGGUAUCCAAGGCUUCUACUGCAGUUUCCUCCAUCACUGAAGCAAAGGUGGCUCCCUCUCUGCCCACCAACAUUCCCUCUCACCUGGGUCUCAAGCUCGUUAAAGCAGCCUUAAAUGUGGGCAAUUUUAUGCGUGCCCACCAACUGUUUGAUAAUAUUCCUCAACCAGAUCCGACCACUUGUUCCACAUUGAUUUCAGCUUUCACCAUUCGUGGACUUCCAAAUGAAGCUAUAAAGAUCUAUGCUUCACUGCGGGCACGGGGCAUCAAACCCCACAAGAUGGUGUUUUUGGCAGUUGCCAAGGCUUGUGCUGCCUCUGGUGAUGCCUUGAGAGCCAAGGAGGUUCAUGAUGAUGCAAUUCGAUGUGGAAUGAUGUCAGAUGUUUUCUUGGGCAAUGCAUUGAUUCAUGCCUAUGGUAAAUGUAAAUGUCUCGAGGGCGCAAGGCGUGUUUUUAAUGAUUUGGUUGUGAAAGAUGUGGUUUCUUGGACCUCGUUGUCCUCAUGCUAUGUUAAUUGUGGAUUGCCUAGGCAAAGCCUGGCUGUUCUUCGCAAAAUGAUUUGGAAUGGGGUGAGACCAAAUUCGGUGACUGUGUCUAGCAUUUUACCCGCGUGCUCAGAAUUGAAAGAUUUAAACUCUGGAAAAGCAAUUCAUGGAUUUGCUUUGAGACAUGAGAUGGUAGAAAAUGUGUUUGUUUGCAGUGCACUUGUAAGCAUGUAUGCAAGGUGUCUAAGUGUAAAACAUGCUCGAAUAGUAUUUGAUUUGAUGCCACAUCGAGAUGUUGUAUCUUGGAAUGGAGUUUUAACAGCAUACUUCACAAACAAAGAAUAUGCGAAGGGUCUUGCCCUGUUUUCCCAGAUGAGCAAAGAAGGAGUCAAAGCAGAUGAAGCUACAUGGAAUGCUGUUAUUGGUGGAUCCAUGCAAAAUGGGCAAACAGAGGAUGCAUUGGAGAUGCUUAGGAAGAUGCAAUAUAUGGGAUUUAAACCUAAUCAGAUAACAAUUAGUAGUAUCUUACCAGCUUGCUCUAUUUUAGAAAGCUUGAGGAUGGGCAAGGAGGUACACUGCUAUGUCUUUAGGCAUUGGUUAAUUGGGGACUUAACAAGCACAACAGCUCUAGUAUAUAUGUAUGCUAAAUGUGGUGACUUGAAUCUUUCAAGGAAUGUCUUUAGUAUGAUGCCCAGAAAGGAUGUUUUUGCUUGGAACACGAUGAUCAUUGCAAACGCAAUGCACGGGAAUGGAAAAGAAGUGCUUUUGCUGUUUGAGAACAUGCUACAGUCAGGGGUCAAGCCCAAUUCCGUUACUUUUAUUGGUGUUCUGUCUGGUUGUAGCCACUCAAGGCUUAUAGAGGAAGGACUUCAGAUCUUCAAUUCAAUGAGUAGGGAUUAUCUAGUAGGACCUGAUGCUAAUCACUAUUCAUGUAUGGUUGAUGUCUUUAGCCGUGUCGGUCGCCUUGAUGAGGCAUAUGAGUUUAUACAGAGAAUGCCUAUGGGACCAACUGCUAGUGCUUGGGGAGCACUUCUUGGUGCCUGUAGAGUUUAUAAGAAUGUGGAGUUGGCAAAAAUUUCAGCCAAGAAACUAUUUGAGAUUGAGCCCAACAACCCCGGAAAUUAUGUUUCAUUAUUCAACAUACUUGUCACUGCCAAAUUGUGGAGCGAAGCUUCAGAAACCAGAAUAUUGAUGAAAGGGAGAGGAAUCACAAAAACUCCAGGCUGUAGUUGGCUUCAAGUGGGAAAUAGAGUUCACACUUUUGUUGUUGGAGACAAAAGUAACAAGGAGAGUGAUAAAAUCUAUAACUUUUUAGAUGAGUUGGGUGAGAAAAUGAAAUUGGCUGGAUAUAAGCCUGACACUGAUUAUGUUCUGCAAGAUGUUGAUCAAGAGGAAAAAGCUGAGAGUCUUUGCAACCACAGUGAGAAGCUUGCUGUUGCCUUUGGGAUACUUAAUUUGAGUGGACAAUCAUCUAUAAGGGUUUUUAAGAAUUUGAGAAUCUGUGGUGACUGUCACAAUGCCAUUAAGUAUAUGGCUAAGGUUGUUGGUGUAACGAUCAUUGUCAGAGACUCCUUGAGGUUUCAUCACUUCAGAAAUGGAAAUUGUUCUUGUCAAGACUUAUGGUGAUAAUUUGAAUUAGGUUGUUAGGAUUAAGUGGUAACAGUUAUUCUAUCUGAAUCUGUCUUAACCAAAUUUCAGUAGACUCAGUGUUUUGCUAUAAAUACAAUUGGAAAGUACAACUCCUGUGAUUUCGGUGAGUUGGAGACAUUAACAUUAACAAUAACUGUGGGUAGAUCAGCUAAUGUAUCUGUGUCAGAGAUUCUUAGCAAUAAAAAACAAAUCUCUGUCAAGAAAAUGUCUCUGUGGGGCU